This is a messenger RNA of Puntigrus tetrazona (Sumatra barb), 2043 nucleotides long. RefSeq names its product transmembrane protein 106Bb (gene tmem106bb). NCBI's taxonomy places the organism in Eukaryota, Metazoa, Chordata, Actinopteri, Cypriniformes, Cyprinidae. The coding region runs from base 143 to 946 and encodes 267 amino acids. The transcript has 8 exons. The record is from RefSeq and is a predicted model, not a curated record.
AUAUUCAUGAGCUUUGGCCUUCGCAGUAGUAUUUCGUGUCCGGUCGACGACGCACUGCGCAUGUCAGUGCAAAAGAUAAACGACAACUAACGUUACAUGACCAGCGGUGCUCACUUACAUCGAUUCGUUCAGGUGUAAAAAAAUGGGGAAGGCUCUUUCCCACCUGCCGAAGCAUACCUGUCAUGAUGAGUGUAAGGACAGUCUGACCUCUUCACCUGGGUACAGCGCCAUGCAGACAGACGACAACAAGAACGGGGGAGACGUGUCUCAGUUCCCCUACGUGGAGUUCACUGGCCGAGACAGCGUCACCUGCCCCACGUGCCAAGGCACUGGAAGGAUCCCUCGGGGCCAAGAAAAUCAGCUGGUGGCCCUGAUCCCGUACAGCGACCAGCGGCUGAGACCAAGGAGAACCAAGCUGUAUGUGACCGCUUCGGUCAUUGUGUGCCUGCUGCUCUCCAGCCUGGCUGUGUUCUUCCUUUUCCCACGUUCCAUUGAUGUCAACUACGUGGGAGUGAAGUCUGUCUAUGUGUCCUAUGACCAGACCAAACGCAUCGUGUAUCUCAAUGUCACUAACUCACUCAAUAUUACCAACAACAACUAUUACUCCGUGGACGUGGCCAACAUCACAGCCCAGGUGCAGUUUUCAAAGACGGUGAUUGGAAAAACCCGCAUUAGCAACAUAACCACUAUCGGCCCUCUGGAUAUGAAGCAGAUCGACUACAUGGUGCCCACCACUAUUGCAGAUGAAAUGAGCUAUAUGUAUGACUACUGUACCCUGCAGAGCAUCAAGGUGCACAACAUUGUGGUUAUGAUGCAGAUAACUGUGACUACCGUGUACUUUGGCCACGCUGAGCAGGUGUCUCAGGAGAUGUACCAGUAUGUGGAUUGUGGAGAAAACACUACUGCUCUGCACGAGUACAGUCUGAAUACUCCUCUGACAGGCUAGAGCUGAACCUGACAGUGGGACCCCUCACCCUGUCCCUGUCCCUGUCCCUCACCGCUCCUCUCCAUGUGUCAUUGUUUUGGCAAAACUGGUUAAGUGUUUAAUGCACUUUUGCCAGUUAACCACUAGGUGUCAGGCAAUUCACGAAUAAUGCACUUUAUUGUCCAUGUUCUCCAAGCAAUAUAAACAUUGCGAGAUCUCCCAAGUUCUCAUUCCGGGUUCACUUUGCCAAACUGAAUUGUUCACUACAGAUUCAUUUUUGACAAAGUACCUUGGUUUUUCAAGCACUACAUGUGGUAUUUAAAACCUUUCUAAAGUGAUGUAUUUGAAGACCAGCUGUGCUUUGGGUUAUUAUUUAUCAUUUCUAUCAUUUUGAAUAAUUCCUGUUAAUACCUCAUUCCGCAGUGUUGGUUCAGACUCAGAAGCAGUAUUACAUAAUGUUGUUUCAUAAGGGGCAUAUUUAAGAUUACGUUCCGCUACUAUAUGUGUUUAAUACAAACAGGAUCAUGUAACAGCGGAAGGAAUGUCAGUGUAGAUAGUGCACAAGUCGGGGAAGGUAAAACACUUCAAUCUAUUUAUUUUGUAAUGCAAAGUUUCUCAUUGUUGCAGUUUAUAAUCUUAAUUUCUUCAGGAGAAAUUGCCUCAUAGAGCACUAAUUACAAUAAAGAUAGAGCACUAAUUACAAAAAUGACUGCAAUCUUGAGAGCAUCCGGCUGCAUGCAUGAAGAAAAUAGUAUGGAAUGAUCAUUUCCUCAGAUUCCCUUGUGUUUAGAAUUGAAGUUUUUCUUAUUAAAGCUAGACGUGAUGUUCGAUUGAAAGAACUUUGAUAACAUUUUUCAAAAUGGAACUUUACAUUUUAAAAUAUUUUAAUCAUGUUGUAAAACAGCUUCACAGAUUAUUUUUGCUUAAAGGUGUAAUGGAAGUGGCUGCUAACAUGAUGUGGCAUUUAUGCAGUUCAUAACAACCGCUGGCUUGAUGUCCAUGUACAUGUUUAAAUGUAACACUUGUGAUUUUUGAGAAAAGUGGUUUGGACUGCUUUAGAGGUACACUGAAAUAACCAUUCUGACUGGAGUCCCAUUAAAUAGACAUGUUUUGAGUCA